UUUUACACUUUUGCAACACUGAAAAUACUAUUUGUUACUUAAUAUUGUUGUUGCUUUCUGUGUUAAAGCUUUACAUAAAAACAAUUAUUUUAUUUAAAAUAAAUUCAUUUAAAGACUUGAUUCCUAUAACAGUACCAGCAUUAUGGGAGAAAGAUACAACAUUCACAGUCAAUUAGAACAUUUACAGAGUAAAUAUAUCGGUACCGGUCAUGCCGACACAACAAAAUACGAAUGGCUCACGAAUCAACACAGAGAUUCCUGCUGCAGUUAUAUGGGUCAUCCUGAUCUGCUAAGCUACUUCGCGGUUGUAGAAAAUGAAUCUAAAGCACGUGUUAAGUUCAAUUUAAUGGAGAGGAUGUUGCAACCGUGUGGACCACCGCCAGAAAAACCAGAAGAUUAAACAUUUUUAGGUUAUAUGAAAUGUUACUUUAGACUACUUAUUUUUUAAGUAAUUCUUCGUGUGAUUUAUAAUAAAGUAAGUGAGAAAUUA
Melitaea cinxia (Glanville fritillary) is the source of this 490-nucleotide messenger RNA. RefSeq names its product splicing factor 3B subunit 5 (gene Sf3b5). Gene Ontology annotation, cellular component: U2 snRNP; precatalytic spliceosome. The record is from RefSeq and is a predicted model, not a curated record. The transcript has 2 exons. Gene Ontology annotation, biological process: mRNA splicing, via spliceosome. The coding region runs from base 143 to 400 and encodes 85 amino acids. Lineage: Eukaryota; Metazoa; Arthropoda; Insecta; Lepidoptera; Nymphalidae.